AAUGUUAAAUAGUGAUAAUACAACAUUGAAUGAGAAAACAUAUGGAGAAUGGGAAGAAUGUUUAUGCAUAACUUUUGAUGUUUUGGAAGACAAUAUCAUGAUUAUGGCAUAUAGAAAUGAAAAGCUUUUCAAAUUUAAAUCAAAGAAAACUCAUGCUAAAAUGGGUACAAGUAAAAAUCAAUUAAGUGAUUGUGAAGUAGAAACAAUACAUAAACCACCUGAGUCUGUUCAAUGUUUAAAAAGAGAUGAUGAAACAAGUAGAGCAUGUUCAAUAGAAAACAAGAAACAAACAACCUUAAUCCAAUGCUUCAGUAAAAAGAGAAAGAAUGAAGUGGUAGAUAUUAUUCAUGUACCAGAAGCAGAUUGUACUAAAGAAAAGGAUUCAGAAACAGUUUCUGAAAUAGAGAUAUGCGACAAACUUAGUCAACCAAAGAGAAAGAAACAAAUUGAUAUUGUUGAAAUAUCAUCAUCAUCACAGUCAUCCACAGAGGAGUUAAUGAGAAAAAUAUCAACCAAUUUUGAGGAGGAGUUUUUAAUGAAAGAUUCCAAUUUGCAAAUUGAUGAAACCUUAAAGAAGAAAUUACUACAUCAACAGAAAUGUGAUGAUAUCAAAUUUGAAAGUGGUUUAACUGUAUUUGUAAGGAGAAAAAGCCAAUCGUUUAUAAAUUUUCUUGAACAUUUCUGUAAAAAUAGGCCUUUUGUAGCCAUUGAUAUCCCACAAUUAAUAAGACAAGUUCCCCCCCAGAAAGAAAUUAAAUCAAAGUAUUUAAUUAUAACUGAUACAAGCUUUGAUUAUGAUAAGAAUACCUUAGCUCUUAACAUACUAAAAUUUGGUUUAGAUAACGAAUUAUACAUAAUCCAUAUUGAGGAUUUAAUGGCAAAUGAUUUGCCAAAGAUACUAAAUGAUUGGAAAUUUGAAUGCAAACAAAUUAUGAGUGAAUUUGAAUACAAGAUUGAGAAUAAGCUGUAUUACUUGACAAUUGUCAAAGAUGAAAUAUCUGGACUUGGAUUUUUCAACCCAUUAUCCAGAAAUCAAGUUUAUGAUAUUUUUACAAAACUGGUAGAGGAGGAAGAAGAAUUCAUGGGACUCUAUCCUAAAAUUAGUGGAGUGGAUCAAGAAAAACUAAAAGAAUUACUUGAUACAUAUCAUGAAAUAUUUUGUUAUAUUGUAGAAGUAUUAUUUGAUAUUAAUGAUGUAUUGUUCCAGGUUCAUGACAAUUUAUUUUAUUAA
Molecule: messenger RNA, 1231 nt
Organism: Dimorphilus gyrociliatus
Lineage: Eukaryota; Metazoa; Annelida; Polychaeta; Dinophilidae
Source: the annotation of a GenBank genome assembly